AUGUCUAUCCCGUGCCGUCCGGCUGCCAGAUUGGCCAUUCAUUCCCUGCGACAGUGCCCGAGGGCUUCCCUGAUCGCACUCCGAGCGACUCGUACCUACCACUCCUACGAUCACCCAGAUCCUACUAUGACCUCCCGCCCCCACGAAUCGACGAUCCUCUCCGCCGCGUAUCAGCAUGUGCCGGAGCAUGGCUUCUCACAAAGGGCCCUCGCCCUCGGCGCCAAGGACGCCGGAUACCUUGACAUUAGCGCCAGUGUGCUGCCGGACGGUCCUUUCAGCUUGAUCCGCUACCAUCUCCAGACAAAACGCGAAGGCCUGGCCACCAAGAACCAGCAAAUAUUCGGAGAGAGCUCGCAAGCUGGUGUCAGCGAAAAGGUGGAACUUCUCACAUGGGAGCGUUUACUAGAAAACAAAGCCAUCAUCAACCGGUGGCAAGAGGCUUUGGCAAUCAUGGCGCAACCAGGCUAUGUGCCUGCUUCUCUUAAGGAACUAGCCAAGUUGGUUGAUGAGAUCUGGUUCCUUUCCGGUGAUACUUCUGUCGACCCCUCGUGGUAUACCAAGCGCGCAAGCCUAUCCAUGAUCUACGCGUCGAGCGAGCUAUUCAUGACCAACGACAAUUCGGCCGGUUUCAAAGACACCAGAGACUUCCUGCGACGGCGAUUUAGUGAGGUUAAGGAAGCUGGCGGUGUCAUGGGUUCUUUAGGACAGUGGGUUGGCUUCACAGCUAGCGCGGGCGUCAACGUCCUGAGGAGCAAGGGAAUUCGAAUCUAG
Molecule: messenger RNA, 771 nt
Organism: Colletotrichum orchidophilum
Lineage: Eukaryota; Fungi; Ascomycota; Sordariomycetes; Glomerellales; Glomerellaceae
Product: rpsU-divergently transcribed protein
Exons: 2
Coding region: 1-771 (256 amino acids)
Biological process (GO): ubiquinone biosynthetic process
Cellular component (GO): mitochondrial inner membrane
Molecular function (GO): lipid binding
Source: RefSeq, a predicted model, not a curated record